Molecule: messenger RNA, 1999 nt
Organism: Pocillopora verrucosa
Lineage: Eukaryota; Metazoa; Cnidaria; Anthozoa; Scleractinia; Pocilloporidae
Product: inactive peptidyl-prolyl cis-trans isomerase FKBP6-like
Biological process (GO): spermatogenesis; piRNA processing
Cellular component (GO): cytoplasm
Molecular function (GO): nucleic acid binding; peptidyl-prolyl cis-trans isomerase activity; Hsp90 protein binding
Source: RefSeq, a predicted model, not a curated record
UUGAAUUUGUACAAUCCUGUGCGAUCAGGGUUGGUUGCACGGCCCAGUGCACCAGGAGAAAGGACAGGGCGCAAUGGACGCUCCAGAGGUUAUCGAUUCAUUAGAAGAUCUAAGAUUGACAGGGAGAGAUGGCUACGUUCCCAAUCGUUAUACGGUGCCCUUAACACAGGGUAUAGAUAUCAACGACCUGAUUAGAGGAGACGGUAGCAUGUUUGAGACAGAUCUCAAUGACAUGGCUGCUUUUGAGGAUGAAGAGGAAUCACAAUAUUUUGAUUCUGAGGAUGUUUUCCAACAGCUUAACUAUGAAGCUAAUGAUUUUGGAGAUGAUUCUGGCUCAGACAGAGAUGAUGAUUUGACACCUUUUCAACGCCUUGCACGUGGUAUGGAAGAUCUCACAGGAGAUGGAGGAGUUCUUAAACAAAUUCUAAGAAAGGGAACAGGGCCUGUUGUACCUGAAGGGGCUACUGUGAGAUAUCAUUAUAAUGGCUAUUUGGAGUUUAAUGAUGAGCCUUUUGAUUCCUCAAGGUUGAGAAAUAAACCAGAAAUUCAUAAGCUUGAGGAAAACAUUCUAGGUCUCUAUCUUGGUUUACGGACCAUGAGGAAAGGAGAAAAGUCUAAGUUUCUUGUGACUCCAGAAUAUGGCUAUUUAGAGAUGGGUUGUACUCCUCGUAUACCUGCAUCAGCAAAAGUACUUUUUGAAGUGGAGUUACUGAACUUCAUUGACCACAAAGCUGCUGAUGAUUUUGACGCAUUUACUGAGGAAGAGAGGAAGCAAGCAUCAUUUGAACAACUUCUUAAAGUGGCUAACUCAGAAAGAGAGGCUGGAAAUGACUUUUAUAAACGAAAGCAAGUUCAUCGUGCUGUGGGCAAGUAUUUAAAGGCAAUCAAAUUACUGGAAAACUGCCAUUUACAAAAUGCUGAUCAAGAGAGAUGGAUGAAUGAAGUUUUGCUAAAACUUUAUCUCAAUGCUGCUCACUGUUUUCUAGAGUUGGCAGAAGUAAAGAAAGUUCUGACCUAUGCAAGAAAGGCUUUAGGUAUUGACCCAAAGAAUGUGAAGGCUCUCUAUAGAAUGGGCAAGGCCUUACAGAAGCAGGGUGAAUUUGACAGCGCUAGAGAUAAGUUCAAGAAAGCACAGUAUUAUGAACCCAACAAUAAAGCAAUAAAAGAUGCCCUUAUUGAACUGGACAGGAAAGUGAGUCAAUUCAAAUCCCUUGAAAAGCAGACUUUUGCACGAAUGUUUGCUCCUGCUAAGAAAGAACAAGGUAAGGAUGAAAAAUCUGUACAGGCACCUGUAGACCUUGAAGCUGGAAAAAAGGAAGUGCUUAUUAAACAAUUAAGGGAGUUUAAAGAGGAGGAUGGCACUAAAGAAAUCUUUUUCCCUACAACAUUAACUCAGCAUGAAAGAGCUUACAUUAAACAGACAGCUCAAGAGUUGGGCCUCAAAGUGGAAGGCAAAGAGGGUACAAACAAAGAACUGAGGGUUACAAAAGACUAGUGGCAAGGAAUCUCUGAGUUGAAGUUUUGUUUGGUCAGAGCUCAGUGACUGAUCCAGCUACAGAGCAACCAGUUGGAUUUAAUCUAAAGAUAUAUUGCUCUCUGACAAGUCUCGUUGAAGGAUCAGUGUAUUGGUUACGUAACCCAACUGUUUGCAUCGUAAAGAAAUUUGCUGUUUUCAUUGACAGGGGGCUAUGUUGUGAGGCUCCAGUUACUUCAAUCUUAAAAUCCGACCAAUCAGGUAAUUCCAUGUAGCUGUGAGUUAUUCCAUAGUUACUCAGUGGUGGGAUGGGUGUUUCAUCCCAGUAACACCAACCUGAUGAAUUUAUGUCUUCAUCACUCUCUUUGUUGGAUUAUUUAUUGAUAUGUUAGGAGAAGUUACAUGAAUGGUUAACUCUUAAGUGUGCAGCACAUUUGAAAUUUUUUGGACGAGUGUUUUCACCUCCUAAAGCUUAGUCUGCUGGGCAAAAGUGUAUCUUAAAUUGAAUGAAACUUUGCCAUGGAU